Dovyalis caffra is the source of this 900-nucleotide messenger RNA. The record is from the annotation of a GenBank genome assembly. NCBI's taxonomy places the organism in Eukaryota, Viridiplantae, Streptophyta, Magnoliopsida, Malpighiales, Salicaceae.
AUGGAGAAUAGUGGAGGUGGUUCUUUUAUGAGGAAUAGGAGAUUGGAGAGCUUCUUGGAUACAAAUUCCUCUUCAACAGUGAAACAAGCCCCAAAGAUUUUGGUGAAAGAAGAGGUGGUAAAAAGUCCUAAGACUGAUGUUUAUGUUGAUGAUGAUGGGUGGAUUUCUGCAUUGAUAUCUUGUGUAAGGAUUGUGGUUUGUUUCUUGUCAAUGAUGGUCACAACAUUCAUAUGGUCCUUAAUCUUGCUCUUUCUCUUACCAUGGCCUUAUGAGAGGAUUAGGCAGGGAAAUAUUUAUGGACAUGUUACUGGUAGAAUGCUGUUGUGGAUCUUAGGGAAUCCUAUCAAGAUUGAAGGCACUGAAGUUUCAAAUGAGAGGGCCAUUUAUAUCUGUAAUCAUGCGUCUCCUAUAGACAUUUUCCUCGUGAUGUGGUUGGCUCCCACAGGCACUGUUGGCGUUGCAAAGAAAGAGAUCAUAUGGUACCCUUUGUUCGGACAACUUUAUGUAUUGGCAAAUCAUCUUCGAAUAGAUCGCUCCAACCCUACUGCAGCUAUUCAAUCUAUGAAAGAGGUAGCUCGUGCAGUAGUGAAAAACAACCUUUCACUCGUCAUUUUUCCUGAGGGAACUAGAUCAAAAAAUGGACGAUUGCUACCCUUUAAAAAGGGUUUUGUUCAUUUAGCAUUGCAAACACGCCUCCCAAUAGUUCCAGUGGUCUUUACAGGUGCCCAUCAUGCAUGGAGGAAAGGCAGCUUAAAUGUUCGGCCAGCGCCUAUAACAGUCAAGUAUCUCCAACCAAUAAAAACUGAUGAUUGGACAGAUGACAAGGUUGAUGACUACGUCAAACUGGUCCAUGACAUAUAUGUUGAAAACCUUCCAGAUGCUCAAAGGCCUCUUCAUUAG